Molecule: messenger RNA, 1920 nt
Organism: Alosa alosa (allis shad)
Lineage: Eukaryota; Metazoa; Chordata; Actinopteri; Clupeiformes; Clupeidae
Product: cytohesin-2-like
Exons: 13
Coding region: 39-1253 (404 amino acids)
Biological process (GO): regulation of ARF protein signal transduction
Molecular function (GO): guanyl-nucleotide exchange factor activity
Source: RefSeq, a predicted model, not a curated record
UUCCUGUUUCUAGGCAGUGCCUCUCUAGAUCGCUCAACAUGGGGAGCCAGAGAAAGGACAGCUUCCUCUGGGGAAAAGCUCCCUCUCUUGAGUUUACUCCACAUGAGAAGAAGCAGUUGGAAACCAUGAGGAUACACAAGAAUGACGUCCUGGAUGAUAUUCAGAAGCUGAGGCUGGAAAUUGAGAACGUCAUGAGUGAGAUUGAGAACAUGGCUUCUGAUGAGGAGAACAAAUCAGCUGUGCGGACUAAGCGAUUCCUUUGUGGGAAGAAGAAGUUUAACAUGGAUCCAAAAAAGGGUAUCCAGUAUCUGGUGGAUAAUUGCCUAUUGGAAUGGACACCUGAGGCAGUGGCAGAAUUCCUUUAUAAAGAGGACGGCCUUAACAAGACUGCCAUUGGAAACUUCCUAGGAGAGAGAGAAGACAUGCAUCUUAAGAUUCUGAAAGCUUUUGUGGACCUUCAUGAGUUUUCCGACCUGAAUUUAGUGCAAGCACUGAGGCAGUUCCUGUGGAGUUUUCGUCUUCCUGGUGAGGCCCAGAAAAUUGACCGCAUGAUGGAGGCCUUCGCAACUCGCUACUGCAACUGUAAUGCAGGCGUCUUUCAGUCCACUGACACCUGCUAUAUCCUGUCCUUUGCCAUCAUCAUGCUGAACACCAGCCUGCACAACCCCAACGUGAAGGACAAGCCCAACCUGGAUCGCUUCAUCAGCAUGAACCGAGGCAUCAACAACGGGGGCGACCUGCCCAGCGACCUCCUCACGAAACUGUACGAGAGCAUUCACAAUGAACCAUUCAAAAUCCCUGAGGAUGACGGCAAUGAUCUCACACACACAUUCUUCAAUCCAGACCGAGAGGGGUGGUUGCUAAAAGAGGGGGGCAGGGUGAAAACGUGGAAGAGAAGGUGGUUCAUUUUGACCGACAGCUGUCUCUAUUACUUUCAGUACACUGCGGACAAAGAGCCUAAAGGGAUAAUUCCAUUGGAGAACCUCUGUGUGGAUGAGGUGGAGGAUCCUCAUAAGCAGUUCUGUCUGGAGCUGUCCAGCCCCCAGGGGAAGAAGAUCAAGGCCUGCAAGACUGAGACGGAUGGCAAAGUGGUCAUGGGGAAGCACCAGUCCUACCGCAUCAGCGCGUCCACCGCCGAGGAGAGGGACGAGUGGAUCAAGUCCAUACGGGCCAGCAUUACUAAGGACCCCUUCUAUGACUUGGUGUCAGCACGCAAAAAGAAGCUUGCCAGCAAUGUGGAAACCCAUGACUGAACACCUCAAGACCAAAUAGCCCUACUUGCUUAGAGGUCACCACGAGGGGGCCUCUUGAGCUGUUAAUGUUUGUAGAUUAAAACCCACAGGUGUCAAACCAGUCUGUGCUUGAAGAAGUGCUUCCGGAAGGCGCCAUGAUGCUAUUUUAGCCUCCAGCUGAGAGGACAGAGGUACUGGAAGUGAUGGUCAGCACUAGAGGUGGAAAACAAGUGGCGUGAUGUUUCACAGGUCUCACCCUCACAAUUUGCCACCUCAAAAGUUCUCACAGUUGCUUGUGAAUAGAAGCUAAAUUGGGGUGAUCUAGACCUACACAGCUCUCAUAAUGUACUGUUCUUGGAACGCCAAAGCUACAAUUUCUAUACUAAAGUGACAUCAUGAAGAAUGUUAUUUUUAAUUUAUUUAACCAUUUUUGGAAAAUGCUAAUGUUGAUCUUUUUUUUGAAGGAUUCUAUCUUGGUAACGUAAAACAUGUUUUCAAUGGGAUAAUGUCAAAUAAUUGUAUAAAUGUCAAAUAUUGUCAUGACUGUAUAAAAGUUUUUUAAUCAUAUUUUACAGUCAGCAAUGUAUGUAAAUAAGCUGUUUACAGGGGGUGUUAUGACAUCAUCCCCAAAAUGUCAUUAAUUUUUGUACAUAAUUAUUGGUUUAUUUAAUAAAUAGAUAUAAAUGAC